CUUCCUUUCAGAUGUAAACAAAGAUGUCAGCUUCCAUAAAUAAAACAUGUUUAUCAAAUUCGAACAAAAUCAAUAAGUAUCUGUUGCAAUUUGCAAAUGAGCAUGUUGAUUUCAGACAUGCUGAGAUAAAAGCCAUAAGUGAAUUGUUUGGUUUUACUGCAAAGCCUCUGGCAGAAGAUAAAUGUAGUUCUAGUCCUGGUUCCCCAUAUCUGAUGGUAGAAUUAAAUUCAGAGAAAGAAGCAAGGAAUUUGAUGAGUAGAACAGUCCUAAUUAAGUCUCUGUAUGAAGUAUGGGGUCAUGGAGCAACUUAUAAAGAAGUAGCCCAACAAGUAGAAACAAUACCAGCUGAAAUUAAGAAAUCUGGUUUCAGUGCUGAAAAGACAUUCAGAAUAAAUGUAGAUACCUAUAACAAGAAAAUAACACAAGAAGAUAAAAUAAAGAUUAUUGAGAGCCUUCCAGAAGAUAUAUUUAGUUUUAAAGGGAAAGUAAACCUGAAGAAUCCUGACAAUACCUUUGGUCUGUUGGAAUACUAUGGAGCAAAUAAAACUGAACCACCAGAUAAACCAUUUAAAAUCUACUUUGGACGAUUGAUAGCAGAUGGACAAAGAGAUCUCAUUCAACAAUUUCAUUUAACCAAAAGACAUUUUAUAGGUAACACUAGCAUGGAUGCUGGAUUAUCACUAAUCAUGUCAAACUUAGGACAGGUUAAACAGAACAGUGUGGUAUUUGAUCCAUUUGUAGGUACAGGAAGUCUCUUAGUUGCCUGUGCUCAUCAUGGUGGGUAUGUCAUGGGAACAGAUAUUGACUAUUUACUUUUACAUGCCAAAGCAAGACCAAGCAGACACAACCAGAAAGAGAGAUUAGCAGAUGAGAGUAUCCAUAGCAACCUCUCUCAGUAUGGCUUAGGUCAUCAUUAUUUAGACAUACUUGUAGCAGACUCAUCUAAACAUAAAAUGUGGCGAUGCCAGCCAAUGUAUGAUGCUAUUAUUACCGAUCCUCCAUAUGGUAUAAGAGAGGGAGCCAAAAGAAUCGGCACAGAAAAAGAUGAUUGUUUGGUAACGGAUGAUGUUAAGAAUGGUCACAUUCCUCAACGUGUUGAAUACCAGAUGGCAGACAUCUUCAAAGAUUUGUUAAACUUUGCUGCAAGGUUCCUGAACAUGAAUGGUAGAGUUGUUUUCUGGUUUCCUGUUAGUAGAGAAAGCUAUACAGAAGACAAUCUGCCAACACACCCCUGUCUCAGACUGGAUUCAAAUUGUGAACAAACAUUAUCAACUAGAAUAUCUCGACGACUUAUAACCAUGGUUAAAUGCAAAGAAUUCAAGGAUGAGGACAUGGGAACAGCACAAAUACCAGUUGAUCACUAUGACAACAAGCCAUUUAGAGACUUAUAUUAUAAAAACUCACAGAGCAAUACACAAACAGUAGAGGAUACAUUAAAGACAACAAGUUUAAAUGAUACAUGAUUUGCCAAAACUGAAGUCUUUUAUCUGUGAUAUAAAAUUUAAUGAACCAUUGAA
This is a messenger RNA of Mytilus trossulus (common blue mussel), 1517 nucleotides long. RefSeq names its product tRNA (guanine(10)-N2)-methyltransferase homolog. The record is from RefSeq and is a predicted model, not a curated record. The transcript is spliced from 13 exons. Gene Ontology annotation, biological process: methylation. Gene Ontology annotation, cellular component: cytoplasm. Gene Ontology annotation, molecular function: nucleic acid binding; methyltransferase activity. NCBI's taxonomy places the organism in Eukaryota, Metazoa, Mollusca, Bivalvia, Mytilida, Mytilidae. The coding region runs from base 24 to 1463 and encodes 479 amino acids.